This is a messenger RNA of Salvelinus namaycush (lake trout), 2430 nucleotides long. RefSeq names its product protocadherin alpha-2-like. Gene Ontology annotation, cellular component: plasma membrane. Gene Ontology annotation, biological process: homophilic cell-cell adhesion. Gene Ontology annotation, molecular function: calcium ion binding. The transcript is spliced from 2 exons. NCBI's taxonomy places the organism in Eukaryota, Metazoa, Chordata, Actinopteri, Salmoniformes, Salmonidae. The coding region runs from base 1 to 2430 and encodes 809 amino acids. The record is from RefSeq and is a predicted model, not a curated record.
AUGGGUCGUCGAAGACAAAGAGAACGCGUUUGGAUUCAGUGCGUCGCGUUGCUUUGUUUAUUUGACUGGUCUGCAGCGCAGAUCUCUUACUCCGUUUCAGAGGAGGUGGACAAAGGCACGUUUGUGGGGAAUCUGGCUAAGGAUUUAAACCUUAAUGUUCACGAACUGGAGUCGAGGGGUCUAAUGAUUGUAUCAGGACAUAGUAAGAGCUAUUUCGAGGCUAAUUUGAAGACAGGAAUUAUGUUCGUUGAGGAGAGAAUAGACAGAGAGGAGCUUUGUCCAAAUACGGUGAAGUGCUCCUUAAAUAUAGAAGCUAUAUUGAGCCAUCCUACCCAGCUCCACCGGGUUGAAAUUGAUAUUUUAGACAUAAAUGAUAAUGCUCCAUCUUUCCUCGAAAGAAUACAUAUACUUAAUAUCACCGAGGCGGCAUUUCCUGGUGAGCGAUAUCCACUACCGAUAGCGAAUGACGCAGAUACGGGCAGUAACUCGGUAAACAGCUACAAGCUGAGCCCGAAUGAACACUUUUCCCUGGAUGUACAGAGCGGUGGAGAGCAGAGUUUGUCUGCUGAGUUAGUGCUGCAGAAAGCUUUAGACCGAGAGAAACAGCCUGUUAUCCAGCUCACACUGACCGCUAUAGAUGGAGGAAAACCUCCAAGAUCCGGGACAUUACUGAUCACAGUAAAUGUGGAAGACGUUAAUGAUAAUGCACCUUCAUUUAGCAAACCGCUUUAUAAGGUUAGUGUUCCUGAAAACGUUUCAUCUGGUACAGCAAUAAUAACUCUCACCGCGACGGAUCUUGACGAGGGCGUAAAUAGCGAGAUUAUGUACUCACUGAUAGGUCGAGGUAGUUUAAGCCACUCCGAUACAUUUGCUAUAAAUUCAGAUACAGGUAUAAUUACUGUUAAGAAAACUAUGGACCAUGAGGUAACUGCCGCCUAUGAAAUUCGGGCUGAGGCGAUGGACCGAGGGCACUCCUCACGGAAAACGUAUUGCAAAGUGUUAGUAGAAGUUAUUGAUGUCAAUGACAAUGUCCCUGAAAUAUCAGUGACGUCCCUCAUCAGCCCAGUCAACGAGGAUGCUGAGAUAGGGACAGUGGUUGCCUUGGUGACAGUAACUGAUAAAGAUGGAGGUAAAAACGGCCUCACCAAUUGUAAGCUUAUUGGGUCUGUUCCAUUCAAAUUGAAAUCGAACUACAAAAACUAUUAUACAUUAGUGGUUGAUGGGCCUCUUGACAGAGAGAGUGCUUCUCAGUAUAAUGUCACCAUCACAGCUACGGAUGAAGGGACCCCGCCUCUCUCCAGCACCAGCGUUAUUACUGUGCAGGUUUCUGAUGUAAAUGACAACGCUCCUCGCUUCUCAGAACCUGUGAUUAAUAUUUAUGUGAAAGAGAACAGUCCGGUAGGAGACGUCAUUUAUACGAUGUCUGCUUUUGACCCAGAUUCAGAUGAAAAUGCAAAGAUGACGUAUUCAUUAUUAAAUACAAGUGUUCCAAUAUCAUCAUCUGUAAAUAUAAACUCAGAUAAUGGAGAUAUAAUCAGUCUGCAGUCUUUUAACUAUGAGGAGAUACAAACUUUCCAGUUCAAGGUUCAGGCCACAGACUCUGGUGUUCCUCCACUCAGCAGCAACGUGACUGUGAACGUUUUUAUCCUGGAUGAGAAUGACAACAGUCCUGGGAUUCUCGCGCCCUAUUCUGAACACGGCUCCGUUAACACUGAGAACGUUCCCUAUUCUGCUGAAGCGGGCUACUUUGUGGCCAAGAUCAGGGCUGUAGACGCCGACUCUGGCUACAAUGCGCUGCUUUCUUAUCACAUCUCUGAGCCCAAGGGAACCAACCUCUUCCGAAUCGGAACCAGCACCGGGGAACUGAGGACUAAGAGGAGAAUGAGUGACAAUGACCUGAAAACUCACCCGUUGGUAGUGUUGGUUUCUGAUAACGGAGAACCCUCACUGUCAGCGACUGUGUCUAUUGAUGUAGUGGUGGUUGAAAGUACAGGUGAAAUCCAGACUCAAUUCAGAAAUGUGCCGAGAAAGGAGGAGAACUUCUCUGAUUUGAACCUGGAUUUGCUGAUCGCCAUUGCCUCCGUGUCAGUGAUAUUUUUACUGAGCCUCAUCAGUUUAAUAGCUGUAAAAUGCCACAGGACAGAGGACAGUUUCAGAAGGUACAGCGCCCCAAUGAUCACCACACACCCUGACGGAAGCUGGUCUUACUCUAAAUCUACUCAGCAGUAUGACGUGUGUUACAGUUCAGACACACUGAAGAGUGACGUAGUGGUUUUCCCCGCUCCGUAUCCACCUGCAGAUGCAGAACUGAUCAGUAUUAAUGGAAAUGACACGUUUAACAGGACUCAGACAUUACCCAACAAAGAGGAGGUAAAGUAUUACCAAGUGCUGUCCAUGGCGCAGCAACCGUUGUUGCUCUUUGCUAAUUAG